GAGCCAGAAAAAGACCUCAUGGAAAUGACAGACGAUGACGAAUGUUGGAUGCAUCAGCUUCAGGAUUGCUCAGAUCAAGUUGAAUUUGACGAGGUGUACCUUGACCAGGAUGAGACCCUCUUCUGGAAGGGCCUUAUAAAGCAGUACCUGUUACCAGUGAUGGAGGACGAGAAGACGAAGCAGGACAUCAUGAAGGACCUGAGAUCCCUCAGAAAUAAGGCAAAUCUUGUUUAUUUCUUCAUCAACUCUCUAUGGAUCGUGGCCAUGUUCUUCCUACAGAUAGUUGGAAAUGCAGUUAGCAUACAAAUUCCAAAAGUUUACUUUAACGGAAGCCUGGCUGCAGACACCAUCCCUGUGGACCCAGUUGGACUUGUCCUCCUUCUGUCUUUUACUGGACUCCUGGUUACCCAGUUUAUUGCAAUGGUCUACCACAGGCUGUACACAUUUAUUCACCUCAUAGCAUUUAUCGGAACUGAAUCAUCUGGCCCUAAAGAAGAACACAAAUUGUCGAAAAUCAACUUUUAUGACCCCGACAAGCUUGAUUUUUAGAGACCCCAAUGCCAGGACCUCCCGUCUGUCGCUCCUCACACCUGCAGGUCUCUGAUUCUCUGCUCACGCCUGACAGCAGCAACCCAUGAAAACUCAAGAGAUGACCUGAAAGUAUUUAAAAUGACUAAAAACUUGAUGAGCGUUGUAUUAAUUUAACCCAAAAAUGACCCCCCCAAAAAUAAGGAGAAAAAUUAAUUGAAAGACGAGAGAAUCCUGAUGAAGAAAUGCGUGCCAAAGUCACAAAGGGUGCACAUCACGUGAAGGACAUGUGGCCGGCCAGUCGUGGGGCCAGGGGGUCAUCACUUGGUGGGACGCAGCAGGCAGCCAGAGAGCAAAAGACAAUGAAGAAGAAGAAGGAGAAGAAGAAUCAGCGCCUCCGUAAGUUUCUGGUGUGUGACGAUUGAGUUUUUACUGUAUAUAUGGAAGCACAUUUGUAGAUGUUUGUGUAUGAACUACUGUAUUUAUUAAAGAGUCUCUGAAGUUGA
Messenger RNA from Erpetoichthys calabaricus (reedfish), 1034 nucleotides. Its product is annotated as chitin synthase-like. The coding region runs from base 19 to 549 and encodes 176 amino acids. Gene Ontology annotation, molecular function: chitin synthase activity. Gene Ontology annotation, cellular component: cell septum; cell periphery. The transcript is spliced from 6 exons. The record is from RefSeq and is a predicted model, not a curated record. NCBI's taxonomy places the organism in Eukaryota, Metazoa, Chordata, Cladistia, Polypteriformes, Polypteridae.